Messenger RNA from Cajanus cajan (pigeon pea), 1212 nucleotides. The record is from RefSeq and is a predicted model, not a curated record. Lineage: Eukaryota; Viridiplantae; Streptophyta; Magnoliopsida; Fabales; Fabaceae.
AUGGAAUCAAGCAAGAUGACUGUGUUUCUUUAUCCUUCAUUUGUACUACUCCUUCCCUUCCUAGUCCUAGCCAUAGCCCUCAUCCUACCAAACACUAAUGCUGAUAACAUUGCCAUUUAUUGGGGUCAAAACAGUGGUGAGGGAAGCUUAAGAGAAACAUGUGAAACUGGGCACUACUCCUUUGUAAACAUAGCCUUUGUUAACAAAUUUGGAAAUGGUCAAUCACCUACACUCUUCCUUGCCCAUUGUGACCCUGUUAUGGGCAAUUGCUUUUCAAUUGCCAGAGACAUCAAAAGUUGCCAAAAACAAGGGAUAAAGGUGAUGCUAUCAAUAGGAGGUGCAAGUUUUAGUUACUCUCUUACUUCUAAUGAUGAUGCUAAAAAUGUUUCUUAUUAUUUAUGGCACAAUUUCUUGGGUGGAAACUCAUCUUCACGCCCACUUGGAGAUGCCAUAUUAGAUGGCAUAGAUUUUGCAAUAGGGGGGUCCCCUUCCACACAACAUUGGGAAGACCUUGCACAUCACCUUAAGUCACAUAGCACAAGAAGAAAAAAAGUCUACUUAAGUGCAGCACCUCAAUGCUUAUUUCCUGAUAGUACACUUGACAUAGCCCUUCAAACAGGACUUUUUGAUUAUAUUUGGGUACAAUUCUACAAUAAUCCCAUUUGCCAAUAUAGCAAAGGUAACAUUGAUAAUCUUUUAAAUGCAUGGCACCAAUGGACAACGUCAUUAAAAGUAGGGAAAAUAUUUUUGGGUUUGCCUGCAUCUCCGACAGCAACUGUAAGUGGCUAUGUUCCAAUUGAUUUGUUGACCUCUGAAAUCAUUGAUGUUAUAAGAAUGUCUUCCAAUUAUGGAGGGGUGAUGCUUUGGUCAAGGUAUGAUGAUAAAAAGUAUGGAUAUAGUAAAAUGAUUUCAGAAAAUCAUAUCUGCACACAACAAAGACAAAUAAAAUGCAAAAGGCACAAUAAUGGUUUUAUUGAAUCUCUAGGCUAUAUGGCCACAACUUGUUUCAUAGUUUCUGAGAGUGAAAGCAUUGGUAGGCUAUGUUGUGAGGUUAUAUGUAGGAACAACUGUUCCUGUAAUGCUUAUGCUCCGUUAAACUUUGUUAAUAAUACUGGAUGCCAAUUAUGGAGUAAAGGAGCAAGGUUUAUUAAAGGUUCCACCACACAUUUGCAGCGAGUUUACUUUGUCAAACAAAAAGGUAUGCCUAACUAG